Brugia pahangi is the source of this 1449-nucleotide messenger RNA. NCBI's taxonomy places the organism in Eukaryota, Metazoa, Nematoda, Chromadorea, Rhabditida, Onchocercidae. The record is from the annotation of a GenBank genome assembly.
AUGUCAUUUACAAUGGGAAAUGAAACAUUUAUUGUAACUUCUAAAUUAUUUAUGGAAAAUCGAUUACGUCUAGUGGAAAUGUUAAAAAGUAAAGUUCAACCUGGAAGUGUUGUAUUACUAAAAGGUGGCAUUGAACAAAAUCGUUAUAACACAGAUGCGGUGGAUCUUCCAUUUCGACAAGAAUCAUAUUUCUUUUGGACUUUUGGAGUUCAUGAAAGCAAUUGUUUUGGUGCAAUCGAUAUUGAUUCCGGAAAAUCAUUCCUUUUUCCACCACGACUACAUCCGGAUUUUGCUAUCUGGCAUGGAAACAUCAAUAAUGAAGAAUGGUAUCAGAAGAAAUAUGAGGUUGACGAAGUACAUUUCAAUGAUCAAAAUAUUAUUAUUGAAACAUUAACAAAUUUACAUGCAAAGCAUAUACUGUUGUUGAAAGCUAAUAAUUCGGAUAGCAAUGAAAUAUUGGAACCACCAACUAUUGAUGGAUUAAAUAAUUUACCUUUUGAUACAGCGAUAUUGUAUCCGAUUAUGGCUGAACUUCGUAUUUUCAAAACUGAUUAUGAACUUGAUGUAAUGCGUUAUGUUUGUAAGGUAGCAUCAGAAGCACAUAAAGCAGUAAUGAAAGCAAUAAAGCCUGGAAUGUAUGAAUAUCAAUUGGAAAGCUUAUUUCGACAUUAUUGUUAUUAUUAUGGAGGAUGUCGACAUUUGGCUUACACCUGCAUUGCUUCAUCUGGCUGCAAUAGUGCGAUCCUACAUUAUGGUCAUGAAAAUGCACCAAAUACCAAGAAAAUUAUCGAUGGUGACUUAUGCUUAUUCGAUAUGGGUCCCGAAUAUAACUGUUAUGCAUCAGACAUUACAACAACAUUUCCGUGCAAUGGUAAAUUUACGGAAAAACAAAAAUUGAUUUAUAACGCUGUCUUAGCUGCAAACAUAGAGGUAUUUCAAGCUGCUAAACCAGGAUUACGAUGGAGUCAAAUGCAUAUAUUAGCGGAACGAAUUAUACUGUCACAUUUGAAAGAUGCGGGAAUAUUGUGCGGUGAUUUAGAUGAGAUGAUAGAGGCACGAAUUGGCGCAAUAUUUAUGCCUCAUGGACUAGGACAUUUCAUGGGACUUGAUGUGCAUGAUUGUGGUGGUUAUCUUGGUGAUGCUGAACCUCGAUCGACAUUACCAGGUCUUAAGGCUUUACGUACAACACGUACCUUACGUGAAAGAAUGGUAAUAACCAUUGAGCCAGGAUGUUAUUUUAUUGAUACGUUAUUAGAUGCUGCACUUAAUGAUUCAGUACAAAGCAAAUUCAUUAUCAAAGAAAAGUUAAAUGAAUUCAGAGGUUUUGGUGGAGUACGAAUUGAAGAUGAUAUAGUAAUUUGGUUGCAUGGCAAUGAACGUAUGAGCAAUGUACCGCGAACUGUGGAUGAAAUUGAACAAUUUAUGUACGAAAAAGAAAUGAAAAAUUAA